Molecule: messenger RNA, 1389 nt
Organism: Lingula anatina
Lineage: Eukaryota; Metazoa; Brachiopoda; Lingulata; Lingulida; Lingulidae
Source: RefSeq, a predicted model, not a curated record
ACUUACACAGCUGGAAUCCUGUCUAGAGCAGACGUGCCACUGAGACGCUAUAGUCUCAGUUCAAUUAUCCCCUGCUGGGUGUACACGGCGAAGAUGUGGUCUUUAUUGCUGACUGUGGGUAUUACGGUAUCCGCGCUGCAAAUUGGUGCCGCAAAACAAGGCACACGACAAGGUAAAAUGGUCGUAAUGUUCAAUGACGGAAAGUGGAGUUAUGUUUGUAUGAAUGACGUCGAUGGCGCUGACGCACUCCCAAGAGAGCCUAGGAUACCGUGCCGAUGGAUAGAUGUAACUAAAGGCAACUACGAGACCUCCGUAUUCAACACCGACGAUAUAGAUGAGCAUAGCUUCCAAUAUGUCUUUGGACACAAAGAAGGAAAAAAUAAGCACAAACGCGACAACAAUAACCCACACCUUGCCAGGGGACAUCCUGCAACCCAGCAACGUAAAACUCGUCACAAACCAAAACCAAACCCUGAUCCAAACAAAACUCAAACAGUUCCUCUGAACCCCUGUGACCCAAAUCCGUGUCCCAGAGACGCCAAAGGUAAUCCGGUACAUUGUCAUGUGAAACCUAAAGAGGGGACUUACGAAUGUAGAUUACCAAAAGACAUGUGCGCUAUAGAUGGAGAACUCUUGAAACUGAACGAGAAGAGAGUAAUUGGGUGCAAAACUUGUAUAUGUCUUAAUCCGCAUAUGAAAGAGCCGUUCUGUAUUAAUACGCACUCGUGUCAGUUUUGGACCCUGGAUAUGAUUCCACCUGGGUGUCAGCUUAUCACACCUCCUGGGAAAUGUUGUCAGGAACUAGACUGUAGCGGGUCUGGGGCUGCCAAUGUUGUAUCAACCACGACAGUCCCUACGACGCCAUCUAUCGUCACGAGUACAAUGGCUCCCAAGAAUCCAUGUGACCCAAACCCAUGCCCCAAAGACCCUCAUGGCAACCCGGUACAUUGUCAUUUAAAACCUAAAGAGAGGACGUACGAGUGUAGAAUACCAAAGGACACGUGUAUUGUUGAUGGGUGGCUCUUGGCACGGGACAAAAAGAUGGUGAUUGGGUGCAAGUCUUGUGUUUGCCGUCUUCCACACAUCAAAGAACCAGUCUGUAGUAGCAUAUGUCCACCAUGGUCUCCACAUAUGAUUCCACCUGGCUGUCAGCUUAUCACACCUCCUGGGAAAUGUUGUCAGGAACUCGACUGUAGCGGGUCUGGGGCUGCCAAUGUUGUAUCAACCACGACAGUCCCCACGACGCCAUCUAUCGUCACGAGUACAAUGGCUCCCAAGAAUCCAUGUGACCCAAACCCAUGCCCCAAAGACCCUCAUGGCAACCCGGUACAUUGUCAUUUAAAACCUAAAGAGAGGACGUACGAGUGUAGAAUACCAAAGGGUAAGUGA